CAGUUUUUAUUCGCCUACCAAAGGAAUUGAUCAUGUGACGAAGUUUAUUUACAACUAGCUGAGAUUAAAUAAUAUUAGUUUAGAUACUUGAAAGCAUAAUUGAUUGAGAUAAUUCAAGAGUGGGUUUAAGUGGACACGUAAAACAAUUAUUUACAAAUAUGAGUGCUACAGAAGACGAGCAACAGAGAUUGCUUCAACCAGGAAACAAUAGCUCAGACAAUCCUGAAAUUGUGAUUGCAUCGGGAUGCGGUGCAAGCCUCCCUUGUGAUCCUCGUAGAAAAUUACAUAAAUAUUUAGUACUAAUUAUUAUGUGCUUGUUAAGUUUUGGGAGCUACUUUGUUUACGAUAAUCCAGCAGCUCUACAGGAUGUUAUGGAGAGGGACUUGAAUUUGAACAACGAAAAAUACAUGCUAUUUUAUGCCUUAUAUUCUUAUCCGAAUGUUAUCCUCUGCUUCUUCGGUGGUUUCCUAAUUGAUAGAGUUUUUGGCACAAGACUCGGAGCAAUUAUAUUCUCUUCAUUUGUAACAAUUGGGCAUUUUUUGUUUGCCGCUGGAGCCCUAGUUAAUAAGCCGGGUUUGAUGGAUUUUGGUCGGUUUGUGUUCGGAAUUGGUGGAGAGUCGUUAUGUGUCACUCAAAAUACUUAUGCUGUUAGCUGGUUUAAAGGGAAAGAAUUAAACAUGGUUUUUGGGCUGCAAUUAAGUCUGUCGAGAGUAGGGAGUACAGUUAAUAUGAAUACAAUGAAACCUUUAUAUGAUCAUCUGGCAUCUUUUAUGGGAAUUGGUCAUCAUACAUUGGGAAUCACACUUUUCAUUGCUGGAGUUUUUUGUGUUUUCUCUUUACUCUGUGCCUUUGCAAUGGCGUUCUUUGAUAAAAGAGCUGAAAGAAUAUUGAAAAAAAAAGAAGCGCUGACUGGUGAAACAAUUCGCAUUUCAGACGUAAAAAACUUCCCAUUAGAAGUCUGGCUUUUGAGUGUAAUUUGUGUCGCCUACUACGUGACAAUCUUUCCUUUCGUUGAUGUUGGAUUAUUGUUUUACGAAAUGAAAUUCGAUCAAAGUGCUAAAUUGGCAUCUUUAUGUAAUAGUCUGGUUUACAUUCUUUCUGCGGCAAUGUCACCUUUCACCGGAUUUGCUAUAGACAAAACGGGACGUAAUGUCUUUUGGGUUAUAGCUGGUGUUGUUUUAACUAUCAUUAGCCAUGGGCUAUUAGCUUUUACGUUCUUUAAUCCAUUUAUUCCUGUCGUACUAAUGGGGUUUGCUUAUUCUAUUGUUGCGAGUGCUUUAUGGCCAAUGGCUUCCUAUAUCGUUCCUGAAUAUCAACUCGGAACCGUCUACGGUUUAAUGCAAGCUAUACAAAAUUUGGGAUUAGCAACUAUAGCUCAAGCUGCGGGGGCAAUUGUUGACACAAAAGGAUAUUUACUAUUGGAAAUGUUCUUCCUAGCUUUGUUAUGCAUUGCACUCAUUUUCUCCUUGCUACUAUACUUUGUCAACGCUUAUAAGAAAGGAAACUUGAACUUAUCAACUGCAAAAAGAAAGCAAUUAGCAAAACUUGAAGAGAAAGCCGCACAAUAA
Dimorphilus gyrociliatus is the source of this 1568-nucleotide messenger RNA. The record is from the annotation of a GenBank genome assembly. NCBI's taxonomy places the organism in Eukaryota, Metazoa, Annelida, Polychaeta, Dinophilidae.